GGGAAUGGCUAAUUUGAUGGUAACCGCUUCAAGUAAGAAUAAUUCACGCAGUACAUCACCCAAUAGAGGAAAUUCAUUGACUACCACUCAACAAAUACCAGCUAGUUUGGAACGUACACCAAAAACACGUAAUGCUUCACUUAUUUUACAUGAAACUGAAAAGUUCAGAAGCUUGUGCUUUGGUACCAUGUACCUAAUGAUACAAUAUACACUCAUUUCAGUCUUACAAAUAUGAAAAUUAAGUUGCUAAACAAAAAAAAGUUAAGCUAAAGCUAUAAAGUAAAUAAAAGGAGAAGAGUACAAAAUUAAAUUUGACUUCGCAGUUCCCAAACAGGGGAGGGUAGUACAGGCAGUGGAAGUAGUGGUGGUGGAGGCAUUGUCAGCAUGAAAGGUAGUAGACAAAAAUCACCAGGAACUGUGAUUCGAGUAGGUGAUGCCAUGGAUGAACCAAAUACCAAUUUAAUCACUGCCGAACCAGACGAGUUUGUGCCAAAUAUUCACCCACCAACUGAUGAUGAAGGAGAACAAUAUCAUGCAACACAAUCGUUCCUAUCAAAUGGCUCCUCUGAAUUAAUAACCGACGAUGUCGACACAAGUUCUGCUCGUGUUUGUCAAGCUAUUGAACACAUUCAAAGUAAAAUUGCUAAAACACGAGAACUUAUAAAAAUAGAACAAACAACACGAGAUGAAAACGUUAACGAAUAUUUAAAGUUAGCUGCUAAUGCAGAUAAGCAGCAGCUUACUAGAAUCAAGGCAGUAUUUGAGAAGAAAAAUCAAAAAUCAGCGCACAGUAUUUCUCAACUCCAAAAAAAAUUGGAAAGUUAUACAAAAAAGUUAAAACAUUACGAAUUAAAUGGUGCGCCUACGAGUCACAGACAACCUCGAGAAGUGCUUCGUGAUAUGGGACAAGGGCUUAAACUCACUUCCAGAAACGUGGGUGGCAAUAUAAGGGAUGGAAUCACUGGUUUUUCAGGAAGUGUAAUGUCCAAACCAAGGGAAUUUGCACACUUAAUAAAGAACAAAUUUGGUAGUGCUGAUAAUAUAAAUACUUUAUCACAUGGCUCGACUUUUUAUGUAAACGAUACACCGCGUGCAGGUAAUGGAGAUAACGCUAGUGUUGAAGAUGAAAAGACACAUCACGGAUCAGCCACACUUCCCGGUGGAUGUAGUUUAGGGUCUACCCAUAGUGCAGCAGGAAUGAAAUUUCCGUCUGAAGAAGGCUCGGAGUGUUCUAGUGUUACAAGUGAAAGUGGACCUGGUAGUAGACGACAAGGACAUACGUGUCACAGUAACAAUGCGCUUAGCCUGAAAUCUAUUUACUCGGAAUUAAAAGAACACAGGGAAAAUCAAGAUCGGAUGAGAGAAAAAUUAGAAAGCUUAAAGACUUUGCAACAAGAGGUGACAUUUCUUUCCCAUGCUUUGCAAGAGGAACGCUUUAGAAGCGAACGUUUGGAAGAACAAAUUAACGAUCUAACCGAACUGCACCAAAACGAAGUAGAAAAUUUGAAACAAGCCAUAACGGAUAUGGAAGAAAAAGUACGAUACCAAAGCGAAGAUCGCUUAAGAGACAUACAUGAAAUGUUGGAGAGUUACCAAACGAAAAUUUCUACAAUGGAACACCAGCAACAACAACACCAACAAUAUGUCACUUUGGAAGGUUUAGAUAAUAGCAAUGCGAGAGCAUUGGUUGUAAAACUCAUAAAUGUAUUAUUAACAGUGUUGCAAGUUAUUCUACUUCUUGUUGCGACGGGUGCUGGUAUAAUGAUGCCUUUCCUUAGGACCAGCUGUACUAAGCCUCAUUGUUUCAUGUGCAGGGUGCGCAUACUAACGACUAUGUUUGUUGUAAUGGGCAUAGUGUUCGUGCUCAAACAAUGGCCUGAGGUACACGACGUUGGCAGUCGCCUCAUGCGCCAUCUUAAACAGACGCUUAAGUAGCAUCGGUGGUAUACUUAAAUUUACUACACCCUGUGAUGAAGAAAAGUUGUACACAAUGAUCAACAUUUUGGAUCCGUUUAUCAGUGCUGUAGUUUUAGAGCAAUAAUAGUAGGUAUAUGCGCAAAUGACUUUAUUUAAUUCGAUUACAUUCACCAUCAAUUUAUUCAGUAAAAUCAGGUCUAUUUGAUACUGUUAACAGAACAACAAUAUUCGAAACAUACUUUGUCAUGCAAAAAUGUUUCAUUUAUAAGAACAGGUUUUCUAGAGAUGAUAAAUUUGAAAGUAUUUCUUACCCUGUAUGCAAUUGUUGUCAAUUUUAUUUCAAUAUUUUUAUUAUUAUCUGAGUCCUUUUGUCUACAAACAAAAAUAUCCGCAUUUGAUAUGAUUAAUUGGAUGCGAGUAAUAUAAAAGUAAUUAUAAAUUGUAAAAAAAUAAAAUGGCUGCUAUAAAACGUGAACAGAGCAGUAAUUAUACCGCUGUACGCUGAUAUUGCUUGAUUACAUACGGCACGUUGUUAGAAGAAUUUACUCUGAUAAAAUGAUGUCGUGUGGCGAUUGCGUUAACUUUUACAUGAGUCAUUGAUUAACGUGGAAUUAGAAGAAAUUAUUGAAAAGAAGAAAAUACUGAUUCAAAAGUAGGAGAGAAAAUGUUCUAUCACCAGUGUCUGUGGGUGGUCUAGCCACCAUUUUCAAAAUUAAAGUUAACGUGUUUGAUAUUUCAGUGAAAUCGUGUAAUUUACAAAAUAUACAAUUCUAAAUCACGUGUUUAUAAUUAAAAUCGUCCAAUUGUUAAACAGUAAUGUAAAUUAAGGAACCAGAAGAGCACUUAUAUCGCUGUAGGUACUCCUCCUUUCCGAGUGUAUGAAGUAGCGUAACCUAUUCUUUAGCAUUGAUAAUAAGACCGAGUAACUUCAUAAAUCGUAGAAAUUACAAACUUCUCAUUAUCUUUAUGUAUAAUUCACAAAUUAAUUUUCCACCAUGAGGACUUAAAAAGUGGUACUGUUUGAAUAUAAACGAAUGUGUAUACAAAAUCUAAUAUCAAAAGAGGACCAAGACACUCCCUUCCUCUAACUCUCCUGUAACACAAUAAAAAAAAAUUCUUGUUUUGGAAUAAAUAAUAUUCAGACAUGCUUUUUAGUCUCAUGAGUGCUUCAAGCCACCACAGACACAAGUAUGCAUACAUAUUAUAAUGACUACAAAGAAAUGAACCAUGACAGAUAUAGAAAUGAGAGAAAGACUGAUGAUGGACUACAUCGCUGUUACAAUUGUGAAUAAUUUAAUAUUUGUGGCAAUUUUAUGUUGCUAAUCACUCAGAAAUGUUAAAACGAUAGAACAAUGAAAAAAAAAAAAUGUAAAACAACAUCAGUUGCAAAAUUAUACAAUUAUAUAGAAGAAAUAAUGAUUCUUAAUUUAAUAUAGGUGCUCAAAUAUGUGAGUGUUAAAAUAUUUUGCACUACGCAAUUUUUGUAUUGUAUUGUUGCUAUUUAGUAGCGAAAUAUGAUUUAUUUUAUCGAAUAAGUUCCCUAGCUUUUGAAUUAGCUUUAUUGCAAAUACAGUAUCAGUAAAUAUGUUUCACAAUUGAAUAUUAUUUCACGGAUAUGUGACGAGCGAAACAAGAAAAAAAUACUUUCCCGAUAACCAUUGGUUCCUUUUUUAUCGUUAAGUAUAUGAAAUCCUCUUUUUGUUUUACAAAUAAAUAAUUUAUAAUUUAUAUUAAGUUCGUGUAUUUAGAUUUUCUGUUAUUUGUAUAUGUUGGACUAUAGAAUGUUAUCACUUCACGGAUCCAUGAAAAGAACGAAUAAUCGUUUUUAAUUGAUUAACAAACACUGUAAAUAAAAUAAAAUGUAUACGUAGCAUA
Molecule: messenger RNA, 3792 nt
Organism: Hylaeus anthracinus
Lineage: Eukaryota; Metazoa; Arthropoda; Insecta; Hymenoptera; Colletidae
Gene: Dmtn
Product: transmembrane and coiled-coil domains protein 1
Exons: 10
Coding region: 385-1935 (516 amino acids)
Cellular component (GO): endomembrane system
Source: RefSeq, a predicted model, not a curated record